GAUAAACUCAAACACGACACAGCAUGAGCCACUGAACUCGCCGUCUUCUGCACCGAACUCCGCGCCAGCGACGCCUCGGCAUCUUCGUACGAGUGCUCAGUCUUCCCGCUCACGAUCCCCGGCCUCACUCAAGUCCAUGAAGUCACCGAUAUUAUACUCCCCGUUCCAUGUUUCGAAAUCUACUGUCGUCUCGUCCGUAUCGACAGAGCAGGUCGAAGCUCCGAAGAACUACAUUGACUUUGAGGAUGAGCAGGAGAAGUUGAAAGGACUGCUGAGGAAGAGAGGCGGGGUAAAAGACAGGACAGUGGCGGACGCGCUCUUGCCGGGCGGAGAGAAGGUGAAGCCCUUGGGACCUGAUAAAUGCAGCCAUUCAGAUUCUCUGGAUACCACUCCACCAGAGCCACCCGCGAGCCAAGAAUUUGUGACACCAAGGUCUUCUAGCUCGUCCGGGGGAUCUCCUUCCAUCCCCUCUACCCCAUCUAUUCCCUACACUUUUCAUGUGACCAAUGCUUCUGAGCUCACGAACUGGUCGCUCGUGAGCCAUUCUAUCCCCACAUGUAACGGCCAGCCCAGCCCAGUCACCGCUUUGAAAGUUGUGCCCAGUAGCCGGCUGACCGUGGCACUCUUUCAGUCAGGAGUGUUGAGUGUAUACGCUACAGAAGAUGGCAGCUGUGUUGCCACAAGCUCGGCGCAAAUCAAUCCUCUCACCCCGCCUCCGGGUGGUGGAACACGCGCCCAGUUGCCAGUAAUAUGGCACUGGAAAUAUCUGCACGUCGCACCUUUGAACCAGUCUAACCUGAUACUGGCUUGUGCAAGCUCAGAGGCGACCACCUCCACGAUCCAGCCGCACGACCUGGAGAGCGGUGAGAGGUCUGAAGAAUCGCGGAUUGUCGCCUUCGAGCUGCAAGUUGAGCGCGAAGAUGAUCCGGACUCUGCCACACUGACAAAGGUUGGCGACUGGGCCAUCGACGGUCCUGCAGGGAGCAUUGCUCUGCAUACAGCCGCGGACGGACAGAUCACGCUCCUCCACGCCAACUCCUCGUACCAUCUCAUCCGCCAGAAACUAAUUCUUGUCGACGGCCCCCCAAGCCCGGACGCGGACCUCGAGCAGUCGGGUUCGAGCACGCAUCUACCGCUGCCCAAUCCCUUCAAAGCCGCCUUGAACUUGAAGGGCCUGCGUUCGUCGGACAGCCUCGCUCAAGACGCCAAGGACGACGACGGCGGCCGGAUUGUCCUGACGAACACCGUCGAUCUCGGGCUUCUCAGCGCGCCCCUGGCGGCGUUCCGUGUCCUCAAUUCGGACACGCUGUCGUUGGCGCUGUCGUGGUCAAGUGAUAAGCUGGCUGUUUUUGACAUCGCUGGGUCGGCUGUUGCGGAGCUCGGCACGGCUUCUGUGCAGGGCGUAUGCGACGUCCGGUGGUCUGACAGGGAUUCGUUGACGAUCGCUUUCAAGGAUCAUGCAGAGAUCCGAGAUCUGGUCGAGGUGGACGCGAACAAUGACGCUGUCAGUGAACAGCGCGCUUCUGGGACCAAAAUGCUAGACUUCCAGAUACGCCGCUCAGUACCAUUCUCGCCUGUCGAUCUUUGCGUUCUGACGGCUUCUGGAGAUGUCGUGGCUGCUCGAACCAAGAACGGGCGACUGCGCCUGCAAGCUACUUCACUCUCUGCGUUCGCGGGUCCUUCAGACAUAUCCACAAGAGUGGUGUGGAAGCCCCGUAGAGACGUUGUUGAGAAGACACUAGCGAGGCCAAGGAUCACAGCCAUCCUUCCUUUGGAGCUCGACGAGGUCAUCCUCGGCCACAGCGACGGCUACGUGUCAUGCUGCUCUUUCAGCCAGCUCGCUCGCGGUUCCACCCGCGACCAAGCCAGCUUAGUCUCGGACGUCCCUCUGGCUGGACGCAUCUGCAGCCUAUACACAACACGGAACGACCGAUCGGGCGAGAACUUGAUCAUCGGUGGCUGCGACGACGGUUCGGUCGCCAUCUGGGCCCGGAGCAUUUUGAAGCUGCUCGCGCGCUGGACGAUCUUCACAGAGCCGCUUGCAGAGGCGAUCCACGUCGCGAGUGGCCGGCUCAAAGAUUGUGUCUUUUGCGUCUCUCGGGACGGGACCAUUGCGGUGAUCGCGCUGGAUGGGUAUCAGCUUCUGUUCUUGGUGCCCGCCUCGGUGGCGCCGCUAUGCAGGAUCUGCCUCGGAGAAGACAAUUUGUUGCUGAAUUACGGCGAUAACAGGGCUCGCUUGUGGGACACGAGGACCAGGGAGUUCUGGCGUUCCAUGGGCGCAGACAAGACGGACGACAUGUUGAAACAGGGUGGAUGGACAGAAUGGCCCAUCCCGAUUGAGUCGCAUGGCGGACCAAAGGGUUUCUAUGCUUUGCCAGGAUAUGAUCAGCUACCUGACGCUGGCGCGACUCUGGUCCUUGACGUGGAAGCCUUCCUGUCUCAUGUGGCGGCGGCCAGCAUUGUCAAAGCAGGAGAAGCUGGUUCGAGCGCUGCAGCAACGUUGAAGGAGCGGAAUUUGACUGCCUUGCUGUCGAUGCUUCUUACUUUUGGCGUGAACGACGAGAUUGACCGGGUAUGUCGUGAGAGCCUCGGGGUCCGUCCUUCAACUGGUGGGGUAGGAGUUUCUCGACAUGGCUCAGCUACGGUGUUUACUGGGAACGCGCAGCAGGCUGCCUGGGCGGUCUCUUCCCUCGUCUCAGCGACACGUGCGACCAGCAUCAUGACGGUGCUCAAUGUGCUGUCUCAGCAAUUCGACGACGCACAUACAGUCUCUGCGUUCUAUGCUGCUUCUCUGGCUCAUGUGAUCAAUUCUCCAUACAAAGCUCCGAACCUUGCCUGGCUGGCCCGUACUUGGUUGCAUUCGUCAGCCGUAGAAAUGCGCAACUCAGCAUGGCUCCGUUUCGACGUUGGUAUCGCGCGCUUGCUCGACGAGGAGAUUCUGGAGGUCGUCGACGGCUGGCAGCGAUGCCUACCGUCGCUGCAGUCAGAUUCUUUGAAAGAUUCUACGCGGAGCGCUCAGGCACUGUUUAUCUGCGGAAAUGUCGCCAUUGAGAAAUACAGCCUGCUUCCCACGACCUCGUUGACCGACAUUGCGAAAUCCAUCGCCAUGUAUCUCCACGACGAGCAUUGUCCCUACAGGAUCCUGGCGAUCGACCUCUGUUCACGCGGCUUCCCUGUCUGGCAGCAGUAUGUGGACGCAGUAGAGAUGCUGCGUGCCUUAUUCGGACUCGCAACUGCAAGCCGAAAGGACAGCUCUGCGAUCCAGCCUGGCGUCGGUCAACAUGCGAGGAGUGCGGUGCUUAAUAUCGCCUCUGGGAACAGCCCGCUAUUUAUGACAACGGUGUCUAUGGACAUCUUGCAUCCGAAGAGUGUACAGCACCGCAAGUCAGUCAUGCAGCUGGUUAUUUUCCUUAUCCGCAAGAAACCGCUUGUUCUGUACAGCAACCUUCCGAGACUAGUGGAAGCUGUGGUCAAGUCCCUCGAUCCCAACUCGACGGCAGACCGCGAUGUGGUAUUGGACUCUGCGACAGAGAUCCUGGGGCACAUUGUGGACAGCUAUCCGACGGUCGACUUCCACGGCCCUUCGCAGAGGCUGGCCGUCGGUACCAGCGAAGGCGCUGUCGUGAUGUACGACCUAAAGACCGCGACGCGGCUGUACGUCCUCGAGGGCCACAAGAAGCGAGCGACGGCAUGUAGCUUCUCGCCGGACGGGCGCCGGCUCGUGACACUGUCCCUCGAGGAUUGCAAUUUGCUGGUGUGGAAGGUCGGCACAAGCUUCACGAGCUUCUUCCUCCCUGGCGCGCCGCCGAGGCAGGGGCACGGCGGUUCUGAACCGUACAAGAGCUAUCCGGUGCAUAUAGGGGAAGACGGCGUCAUGACCAUUGCGGCUACGCUCGAGCUUGUGAAGUUCGAAUGGCCCAGUGAUCGCAAUGUCAGGCUGGUGAUACGAGAGGUAACUCUCACGUUCAGCACCUGAUGGAAUACACACUGCUUGAAGACAGAAGUUCUAAAUUUACACCAAUGAAUAACCCAACUACACGGUC
Messenger RNA from Phanerochaete carnosa HHB-10118-sp, 4043 nucleotides. RefSeq lists its product as uncharacterized. The transcript has 20 exons. Gene Ontology annotation, cellular component: cytoplasm. Gene Ontology annotation, molecular function: protein binding. Bases 137 to 3976 code for a protein of 1279 amino acids. NCBI's taxonomy places the organism in Eukaryota, Fungi, Basidiomycota, Agaricomycetes, Polyporales, Phanerochaetaceae. The record is from RefSeq and is a predicted model, not a curated record.